GUAGUCUUUAUUUCCCUUUCUGUCUUUUCCCUUUUCUCUGGUUCUGGCCUUCCCCCCGCUUCCCCUAACCAGAAACCCGUAAGGGGUUGACCCUAACCCCAUAACUCCCCCUGAAAAGGCUGUUUGGCCGGCUUACCACGUGGGCAGUCACGUGCCACAUUUUCACCCAAGAUCCUUUGCGUACAUCAUAACACUUCAGCGUUCCACGUGGACGGAGCUUUCGUGAAGGAGGUGAUUUACUUUGGCAAUUAUUCCCUUUUUUCACUUGAAAUUUGCAAAGUAUUGUCUUAGUCACGUUACAAGUGUAAAGGGAAAAGAUUUCUCUUUUUUUUGUAGGUGUGUGAUGUCUCUCUGUCACCCUAAAUUAAUGGACACGCUGUUUAACAUGACCCUAACACCGACGGCUUUACAGAAUCGUCUGGCCGAGUAAGUUAUCUCUGUUUAAUCAUUUAGGAGGUAAAAUGUCAUGUCUUAACGUUAAUGCAAAAACUUAACCAAACCGGCAAACAUUGUACGGGUGACUCCAAUUUUAAGACAUUAGUUUGAAACUAUUUUCCUUGAAUUUGAAAAUCGGACACGCGGGCCCUUUUUGAAUUUCGCGGGUUUUUUUUUUUUUUUUUUACCCCAGCUCAUGCUUUCACAUUCAUGCAGAACUGCCUCAGAAAAUUGGGAACAUUCAAAACAAGAACAUAAUAAAAAGAAGUCUACCCAAAUGAAUUAGUUCUAGCCAGACGCCAUACAUGAUUUUAUUGACUUGAUGCGAAAGCGUUGUCAAUUAAUAAAUGUAGAUGUAGAUGUUUGUACUGUAUAUGUUUCAAGUAACGGUUUGUGUGACAAAGUAAUAACAGUCCAUCCAUACAAAUAGUAACUAAAAGGUAAGGCUACUUAAUACAUUGGCACAUCUGGGUUUUUUUAGGGACAAUACUAUUUCUGAGUUAACAUAAUUUGUGGCUGAUUAUCUAAUUUGUUUGUGUUACCGUUUCAUUAAAUUACACCAGUAUCAACAUGUUCUUUUGUAGCUAUCAUCGUGUCACAACAACAUAAAUGAUGCAUUUCAAACCGUUUUUUUAUAAAAGUAGUUUAUUAUAAGUGGCAACUUGCCCUCUUCACCCCUGAUCAAGGUUGAAAGAAAAAUGAAGUUGUUUAUCAGAUGUCCCAUGUUCAAGUUUGCCUUUCCCUGUGAAAGUGGCAAAAAUUGUUUCAUAUGCCAAAUUCAUCACAGAACUUACACAGAAUUCCUCUCCUAAAAACUUGCUAUUACAAAUCUUUAAAACUGAGAGCAUAAUCUUAAAGUGAAUGCUACUUUAAUAUGCUCAGCUGCUAUGUGGCAUUGAAAUAAUCCUUCUACCCAAAUGACGACAGUACAUUGUAACUUUUGUUUUGGCUAUUUGGCAAGUAGCUCCAAUGCUGUUGUCUCAUUUACGUGGACAUACAGUCGACUCCUGAUAACUCGAAACUUCAAUGGAAAUCGAAAACAGUUCAAUUUAUUGGGAGUUUGAAGCAAAUAACCAGAAGCAAGGAAAUGGGAUGGGGGAGGAAUGCAAGUGUCAUGUACACAUCACUUCAAGGGCAGCAAGAGGUAUAUUGAAAUUUUGAAUAAGAAAUUGAGCAGCAAAGCUGGAUUAAUCAAUACAGUGCUAAACAUUGUAUUUGAAUUGGACUGACAAAAAAGUAAAGAAGCUUAAAGAGAAAUAAUACACAAUUGUUUUGAGAGAAAUUCAAUGUUUUGGACUGCAGUUCACUGCAUUUUUUUCGAAAUUUUUGUCACAUGCUUAAAACAUGGUUUGAGUAUUGGAGGGUAAAAUUGUGUAGAAAUGAUCUGAAGGGGAACAAAAACUACUUUGAGUUAGCGGGAGGUUUGAGUUAUCGACAGUUCAAGCUACUGAGGGUAAAAUACAGUAAAUGUGUGAAGGAAAUCCCAGGGAAAUUAUUGAUUUUGGUGCGAGUUAGCAAGGGUUCGAAUUACAUGUAUCAGGAGUCAACUGAAGGUCCCUCUUACGUGGAAUCCUUCUUUGCAACAAAAUUUUUUCAGCGCUAUUUAAUUGUUGGAUGGUUACUUAACAACACUAAAAAUCUGCCAAAAUCCAUUGGGUGAAGCAAGAAAAAAAUUAGCAAUAAAAAUUUUCAACUUUCACCACAGGAAACCCAAUUUCAGGAAAAUCACCAAGUCAGACAAAAGUGUGAUAACUGAGUUUUUUAAUAAGAAUCUUGUAUACAACGUCGCUAAUGUCUUUUGGGUAGUUUUGUUUUAAAAAAUGCCGAGUAAAUGUGUCUGAAAAACUUGGGUCAGUGUUUUGUCUUGACAUCUUUGCAUAGGUUACAUAGCCACAAGUCUGUCUUCGCAUUCUGUUUCUGUUUUUUUUUCUGAUGAUGUUUAGAUGCAAAAUUGUAAGACAACUCAAGUUACAUGUAACUGUUUAAAAAUAUUCAUAUUGUUUUUUUUUUUUUGCUUAAUAGCCGAAAUGCAGUAUGUAUUUUAGUAGUUUUAGUGGCUGGUAUUUUAACCGCAACCUACAGUUUGUUGUUUGUAGUAAAAUGACCAAACCUCGAUCUUAAGGUCUCUAUUGAUAGCAAACGUUUUUCAAGAAAGCAAAAUGUCUCUCCAGACAAUGCUAUUCUAUUCGAAACUUUUCAUAUUACACCCAGGAGACAUAUUUGUUUGACACAAGCUGUUAUUUUGUCAUCUACCAGCAAUUUCUUCGCUACCAUUGCCAUACUUUGUAAUAAACAUGCAACCUCAAGUAAAAAAUAUGACUAACAAUUACUUUUUUCGCCUCCGCCAACACUCUAAUGGCUCUCUCAGGAAAUGUAUGGUUUCUUCAGCGGGUUCAACUGAGGUCAUGUCUGUAGGUUGUACUUGGUUGAUUUCGAUCCAUGUUGUUGAUUUUGUUCUGUGGUAAUUAUGAUUGACAACUAACUUUCUCAGAAUGUACAUUUAUUUUCCUGUCAUCCAAUUGGUCAAACUUGUUUAGGUGACCCUGGUUAUAGUAGUCACACUGUAAUCUUCGCGCUCAGUUACGUAAAUUUAUGCUCUGCAUGGGGAAUUUCCAUCACUCCGUAGACUCUUACAAGAUUUUUUUAUAUAGUUUACGCAUUAUUUCGGCUUCCCAUAGUUAAUGUUUUCCUUGAUAAACUGCUUCCCUAUUAUACAAUUUUGUUUGCUUGAAACAAACUUUUUUUGGAACCAAAGUUCUCAUGCAUUGAAUGUUCCAUUAUCCUUUAUCAUUCUCUUUAUGCAGGUAACAGUGCUUUUCCUUAAAUAAAGACAUACAGUGAAACCUCUAUCAAGCAGACCCCCAAUUAAGCAGACACCCUCUAUUAAGUGGACACUAAGCCAGGUCCUGAAAUUAAUGUCUUAUAUUUCCCUUUGUAAUGAACCCCUGUUCAUUGGACACCUCUAUUAAGCAGAUGCAGACACUAAAAUAAAUAUUUUACAAAAUAAAAAAUAUCUAUAGUACUGAAGUCGAUUAAUAAAGAUAAAUACAUUUAACUCUCGAUAAACUGUAGAUUAGACCGAAAGUCUUGUACAAAGUACAGCACAGCUUCCUUAGCUUCCUUAUUAACAACAUGGAACUUUAUCACAGUACAAGGUAACCGUUGAAAGUUAAUUGUUAACAAACAUUGCACAACUUUUACAAACCUCUAUUAAGCGGACACCCUCUAUUAAGCAGACACUUGGGAAGGUCCCGAAGGUGUCCGCUUAAUAGAGGUUUCAAUAUAUUUCCUUCAGUAUCAAUUCAUAAGCAUUGAAGGUUUACCUGCUCAAAAACUUUCCAUUGUCGUCCAUUGUAAAGAAUUUGUAAAAGUACCCUCCCUUAGCCUCCACUCCAACUCACUUUUAAUGAGAAUAAAACAAACAGCUUCAAAAGUGAAACUUGUAUAUUUCAGGUUGCUGGCACGUUAACAAACAUUAAUGUAUAGGUAACCAUAAAAUCCAAAACAUUAUCUAGCUGGAUUUUUGAAAACGUACCUAAUUAAAAUUGCAGUCAAUUAGGUGAGGAAAGGUAAAGGAAAAAAUAGACAAAGCUAGGAGAAAGAAAGGAGGAGAAGUAAAAAAGCAAUGGCUGCAAUCUUUGUUUUUAUGUUGACUUCUCUGGAGAUAGUUUUUCAAAGAAAAAAAUUCGAAGGGAGAACUCCAUUUUGGCUGUGACGUUAUUCAAGAAUCCAGCUAGAUAUAAUAUAUUUUUCUUACCCUUUUGACUAAAAGAAAUCUGAUGGAAAAGGAUAUAUUGUAAAAGCUAAUAAUGAAGUAAGGCUCUCAUUUUUCAGAUUUAAAGCCUUGACUAAAUUUGUUGUAAUUUACAGCUAACAACUCAUUCUAGUACUUUGUAAGCCCCGUGUUGUUUUGGGGUUCCUUGAAAGUAGCAUGGGUCUCCUGUGCAAUAGCCAAUUGUGUUUAAUAUUUAUUCUUUUUGAAACAAGAAAGACUUUUUUUAUCACUGAAAACUAGGUACAGUUGAACCUUGAUUAUCCAGACUUUUUGGGACUUGAGUAAAUAGUCCGGGUAAUCGAGAGUUCGGGUAAUCGAAAAUAUGAAUAUUAAUGAGACAAAAAUGUAAACGUAGGGAAUAAAGAAAACAAAAUUUAGUUGUGAAUUAGCUCUUACUUCAAUUUAUGUACGGACUGCAGGUACCACGUAUUUUCAAUCCUUCGCUCAUCUCGACGCUGUCGGUGAAUUUCAGGAUCUUGUCUGUUUUUGCGUAUGUACGAGAUCUUCUGCUCGCUGAUUUUAACCUUAAGUGCUACAUUUGUUCCUUUUUGCCUUUCUCCAAAAGUGAAAUAAUCGUUUGCUUAUCCUUUAUUGAGAGAACAGACUGCUUUCAUUGCGUAGACACAGCUGUGAUUUGCGUUUAUGAUUGAUUGGUGUUAUGUUUGCGUAAAGCAACACAGAAUCAAGCAUGACAUUUAAUUUUCUUAGCAACAUAACAAGUGAGCCAAUCAGAAUUCAGCUGAAUACAUCAGAAUAAUGGUUUAUCUCAUGUUGCUCUUGCUUUUUCAAAGUGAAUCACAGUAUUAAAACAGUGUUUCAAACACAUGUUUGGAAGGAUGAUUGAACUUUUAAUCGUUUCAGUUUUUCAAGAUCACAUCUUAUUAAUAUUCAUGAAAAAAACGGGACCAAGGAAACAAGUCUGGAUAAUCGAACAGUCUGGAUAACCGUGGUCCAGAUAAUAAAGUGAGGUUCAACUGUAGCAGCCAUUAUUUUUUCUCUAAGUUUUCCAUAAAAGUAACAAACACAUUUUGUGCAGAUAAUUUCAAAUAGGGUGUCCUGUGUUUAACGCUCAAAAUGUUUAAUGCUUAAUUUUGACAUGUUUUAAUGAACGGAUUUUGGCAGAUUUUUAGUAUGUUGAUAGUAGGUAGGCGUGUGGCGUUGAAAUCAAUUCUGUUGCAAUUAGUUUGAUGUUGAGCCUCAAAAAUACCUAGAUUGCUAAAAAAAGGUUUCCAAAAAAAAGAAAAUUAAAUAUUAAAAUCUUAAGAGAGAUGUUUUUUCAGGCAGUAACACAGGGGGCUUAAAAAUAAAAAAUCUGAGCACUCCCAAUAGGAGUGGUUAGUAGUGCAGAUGCUCUACCUUAAACAUUAGUAGUUAAGUAGGCUAUAAAUUGGCCUAUGUUUUGGUACCUUACAUUAUUAUACACUAGUUUAACACCUGAAACAAAAUAAUUUAAAAAUAUUAAUUUAUUUACAGACUAAAACAGCUAAUAAACCAGUCCAUUUUGUUUUGUUAACUUUCAGUUUUAUUAUAAUUAUUAUUAUCUGCAAAACUACUGAAACCUUAAUCUUUAAUGUAAACAAUAAUCUCUUACUGGGCCUCCUUUAAAAAAUGUACUCAUGUGCCCAUAACGAAAAAUUAAAGAAAACAAAAGCAAGUGAAAUACAAUUGCUUGAAUAGGAAUUGAAGAUAAUAUUGAAAGAAAUGACCCUGUAAGUAAAAGGCAAUUCAGAUGUUGCAAUGUAGCCUGCAAGUAGAAAACUCGGUCAGUCGCAGACAAGUUGCGACAUGCUUGCCAUGCAUCAUGGGAAUUGACAAAAGGUUUUUAAACAACCAGGCCAAAAAUGGUGGACAUUGUCAGUGACAAUAAGUAACAUUAAUUUUAGACAAGGAAAAGGUGGCUUUUGGCAGAGAAAUAGAUACCAGUCUUUCUAGACAAGAACUACUCCUUCAUGCUGUUUUGGCUGACAGAGGGGAGAGGGACAGACUUGUCAAAUCACACUUUAUCUAUUAGUCUUCAGAAGAAUUUACAAUUAUUUGAGCAUGCCCAGAAUUAUGGCAAAUCUUAGGCAGGACAUGCGGACAGAGUGAAUUAUGAGAGAGAAAGAAGAAAUAGGAAAAUGAGAAACAGAAACCAUUAGUAUAUCUAACAACAUCUUUUGUAAAUUUUUGCAUGAAUUCAAAUUGAAUAAUGCAAACACUAAUUUAUUGCCAGUCAUACCAGUUGUGUAUUAGUAAUACUAAAUCAAGUUCCCAGCAACAAAGUACCUAGUACAAAAGUUUGUGGUGCCGACAUACAGCUAUUACUCCAAACUUUGCAGUUGCUAACCGGAAGGUGAAUGCACGUAAUGGUGGGUCAGUUAUUGGCAGCCAAAAAUCUAGCUGCUGCUUAUAGAGAUUGUUAGAUUCAAUUUAGUUCCUUGGCCAACAGGUUCCACAGAAAUUUGCAUGUGCUGUAGCUGUAACUGUGUACACUUUCAUGGGUGCAUAUUUUUUCUUUAGUUGAUAUCAUGGAGCUCAGAGUCAGACGUGACUGACCAUCUGGGUUUCUGAGGAUGAGGAAAACACAACCUGUAUGAUAAUUAUCAGCCCCUCCAUAUUUUUGUUGAUUGGUAGCCUAUGAGAACAUCAUUUUGAAAUAAUUAUUUUUAAUUUUUUUUACCCUAAAAUAUGGGUGACAAUGAGAGCUGGCUGCUGGCAAACUUUACCGGCUCAAAAAGGGGCUUACCACUGGCUUAAAUUACUCUGGAAAAAGAAGACAUAAGUUAACUUUGAAGGUACAGUUAAGGAGAAAGCUGGCUUGACUGAUAAAAAAGCCUCCUUAGCUUUUUCUUACCUAUGUUCCUACUGACGGAUUCUGUUAAACGUGACGUUUUGGAAAAACGUGGAAUAUGAGCUGUUUUAGGACUGUAGUUCUUAGUAUUUUUUUUAUUUAUUGCAGGCUUGAAGAGAAUCUUAAAGAAGACAGAACACAAGAAUUUUGGAAGCCACAAAUCUGGAUUACACUUACAUGUUAG
This is a messenger RNA of Porites lobata, 7224 nucleotides long. Lineage: Eukaryota; Metazoa; Cnidaria; Anthozoa; Scleractinia; Poritidae. The record is from the annotation of a GenBank genome assembly.